Molecule: messenger RNA, 3870 nt
Organism: Corylus avellana
Lineage: Eukaryota; Viridiplantae; Streptophyta; Magnoliopsida; Fagales; Betulaceae
Source: RefSeq, a predicted model, not a curated record
GGCUUUUUUUUUUCCCACUUGAAUUGGAAUAUCUUUGAAUGAAAAUUUCGAAUUGAGCUUUGAAAUGGUUUGGUUGGACGUAGAGUUGAAUUGGGUUUUCGUUGUUGAAUAAGUUGGAGUAGUGUUGGAUGAGGAAAACCUGUGUAGCCGGGGCAUCACACUUGUUAGAAAUGGGCAUGCCAGAGAAUGUUGUUGUUGGUUCUCACAUUUGGGUUGAAGAUCAAGAAUUAGUUUGGAUUGAUGGACAAGUGAUUGAUAUUAAUGGAGAGGAGGCUGAGAUUCAAACUAGUAACGGGGAGACGGUUGUUGCAAAUUUGUCAAAAUUGCAUCCCAAGGAUAUGGAAAGUCCUGAAUCUGGGGUUGAUGACAUGACUAAGCUGGCAUAUUUGCAUGAACCUGGACUGCUGCAUAAUUUGGCAACUAGAUUUGAGAUCAAUGAAAUUUAUACUUAUACUGGAAACGUUCUUAUUGCUAUCAAUCCAUUCCAAAGACUCUCACAUUUGUAUGAUGCUUACGUGAUGAAACAUUACAAGGGAGUGCCAAUUGGAGAACUCAGCCCUCAUGUUUUUGCAAUUGCUGAUGUUGCAUAUAGGGCAAUGAUUAAUGAGGGAAAAAGCAACUCUAUUCUGGUUAGCGGUGAAAGUGGCGCUGGUAAGACGGAAACAACCAAAAUGCUUAUGUGUUACCUUGCCUAUUUAGGUGGCCAUGCUGCAGCUGGACGGCGGACUGUUGAACAACAAGUUUUAGAAUCAAACCCAGUUCUGGAAGCAUUUGGCAAUGCAAAAACUGUUCGAAAUAACAAUUCCAGUCGUUUCGGAAAAUUUGUUGAGAUUCAAUUUGAUAAGAAAGGAAGAAUAUCAGGGGCAGCCAUUAGAACUUAUCUUCUCGAAAGAUCUCGUGUUUGCCAAAUUUCAGAUCCUGAGCGCAACUACCAUUGUUUCUACCUUCUCUGUGCAGCUCCCCCUGAGGAGAAAGAGAGAUACAAGUUGGGAAAUCCAAAAUCAUUUCACUAUCUUAAUCAAUCAAAUUGCUAUGAACUGGUUGGUGUAAGUGAUGCUCAUGAUUAUCUUGCUACUAGGAGAGCCAUGGAUAUUGUUGGAAUAAGUCAAAAAGAGCAGGAUGCAAUUUUCAGAGUAGUGGCAGCAAUUCUUCAUCUUGGCAACAUAGAUUUUGUAAAGGGGGAAGAAAGUGAUUCAGCAAUUGUAGAAGAUGAAGAAUCCAAAUUUCAUCUUCAAAUGACGGCAGAUCUUCUCAUGUGUGAUCCUCAUGCAUUAGAAGAUGCACUGUGUAAGCGUGUAAUGAUUACCCCAGAAGAAAUUAUCGAGAGAACCCUUGAUCCUCAUGGCGCUACAAUUAGGAGGGAUGGUUUAGCCAGGACAAUAUAUUGUCACUUGUUUGAGUGGUUAGUGGAUAAAAUCAAUGACUCAAUCGGGCAAGAUCCUGCCUCAAAAUGUCUGAUCGGGGUCCUUGACAUUUAUGGUUUUGAAAGCUUCAAAACUAAUAGUUUUGAGCAGUUUUGUAUUAAUUUUACAAAUGAAAAGCUGCAACAACAUUUCAACCAGCAUGUGUUCAAGAUGGAGCAAGAGGAAUACACCAAGGAGGAAAUUGAUUGGAGCUACAUAGAAUUUGUUGAUAACCAAGAUAUCCUGGAUCUUAUUGAAAAGAAACCAGGGGGGAUCAUUUCCUUGCUGGAUGAAGCUUGUAUGUUUCCCAAGGCAACUCAUGAAACAUUUUCACAAAAGCUUUAUCAGACAUUCAAAGAUCACAGACGCUUCAUCAAGCCAAAAUUGGCGCGCUCGGAUUUUAUCAUUGUUCAUUAUGCAGGAGAAGUUCAAUAUCAGUCCGAUCAAUUUUUAGACAAAAAUAAAGAUUAUGUUGUUGUUGAACAUCAAAAUUUGUUGAGUUCUUCCAGUUGUUCAUUUGUAGCGGGCCUUUUCCCUUCACUUUCUGAUGAGAUGGCCAAAUCCUCCAAGUUCUCAUCUAUUGGUGCUCGUUUUAAGCUACAGUUGCAGCAAUUGAUGGAAACACUAAAUUCCACAGAGCCCCACUACAUUAGAUGUGUGAAGCCAAAUAAUUUUUUAAAACCUUCAAUAUUUGAGAAUAACAACGUCAUGCAACAGUUACGUUCUGGUGGGGUUCUAGAAGCAGUCAGAAUCAAAUGCACUGGAUACCCUACUUGCAGGACCUUUUUUGAAUUUUUAACUCGAUUUGGUAUCCUUGCACCAGAGGCUUUGGAAGGCAAGGGCAGCUAUGAAGAAGAGGUAGCAUGCAAAAAGAUUCUGGAGAAGAUGGGCCUUACAGGCUAUCAGAUUGGGAAAGCAAAGAUUUUCCUAAAAGCUGGUCAGAUGGCUGAGUUAGAUGCACGGAGAGCAGGCAUACUUGGCAUCUCAGCCAAGGUCAUUCAAAAGCAGAUUAGAACUCAUAUUACUCGUAAAAACUUUGUUAGUGUGCGGAAGGCAUCUAUUCGUAUACAAUCCUUUUGGAGAGGAGAACUGGCUCGCAAAUUAUAUGAAUUUCUGAAAAGGAAUGCAGCUGCUAUCAAAAUUCAGAGGGAUUUGCGUAGAUUCUUGGCCAGAAAUGACUACAUCAGAACUAAGUUUUCUACACUAAUCUUGCAGACAGGUUUACGGGCUAUGGUUGCUCGUAAUGAAUUCAGGUACAGGGAGUGUACGAAGGCUGCAACUAUCAUUCAGACAGGUUUACGGGCUAUGGUUGCUCGUAAUGAAUUCAGGUACAGGGAGUGUACGAAGGCUGCAACUAUCAUUCAGACAGGUUUACGGGCUAUGGUUGCUCGUAAUGAAUUCAGGUACAGGGAGUGUACCAAGGCUGCAACUAUCAUUCAGACAGGUUUACGGGCUAUGGUUGCUCGUAAUGAAUUCAGAUACAGGGAGUGUACCAAGGCUGCAACUAUCAUUCAGACAGGUUUACGGGCUAUGGUUGCUCGUAAUGAAUUCAGAUACAGGGAGUGUACCAAGGCUGCAACUAUCAUUCAGGCCAGUUGGCGCUGCCACAGAGCCUUUUCAGAUUAUAAGAAGCUUAAGAAAGCAUCAACUAUUUCGCUAAGCAGAUGGAAAGGGAGAGCUGUCAGCAGAGAGCUUAGGAAACAAAAGAAGAUGGUUGCCCGAGAAGUGACUGACAAAGCUUUCCCUGUAAUUAGAGAACCCUCAAUUCCUGACCGAGGUGCUGAAAAGAUUGAGACUCUCAUCAUGGAAGUGGAAAAUUUGAAGGCCUUGUUGCGGGCAGAAAAACAAAGAGCUGAUCAAUAUGAAAGGAAAUAUGCGGAAGCCCAGGAAUCAAAUGAAGAAAGACGUAAAAAGUUAGAAGAAACUGACGGAAUAGUUCAUCAACUUCAGGACUCCUUGAACAGGAUGAUGUCUUCCAUGUCAAGUCAAGUUUCAGAGCUGAAAAUGAUAUUGUCUACUUCAUCAAGACAGACUUCAACUUCUGGACCCGUUGAUGGGGAUGAACAGAUUGAAUUCACUUCCAGUAACUCAGAUGCUUCAUCCUCCGACUCUGAUUUCACUUUUGCAGCUCCAAUUCCAGCUUCACCAACCUUCUCUGCCACCAACUCGAGUUCCUUCCAACUGAUAGUUCAGGAUAUUUCAGCAGCAGAAUUCUCAGGAUUUGAAAGUGACAAGGAGAGGGCAUUUGAUGACUACUUCUAAUGGAACUUUUUUCUCUAUUAAAUCUAGCUUCGAUAUUAGCUAGUUUCAUAAAACUUGGGCCUUUUGGCAUUGUAGAAUAGGUACCUACUCUAAAAUGAAUUUUCACAUACGUUAUCAUAAAAGAUUGUAGAUGGACAGAUAAUCUUGUUUAGGAUGCUUAAUUAGUCAUUAGUCGGUUGUAGAUAAGUAAUGCUAUAUUAGUUCA